CCGACUUCACCUCUUUGCCGUGCUGGUUGUUUGCUGGAAUAUACACCACAUGUGCGGCGGCUGUCGCUCUUGGAGACCACCAAGAACAGUUCACUUUGUCGGUGAUGUGCUGUCAACUGGAGUGGUCGAUGCAAACCACAGUGUUUGUGCACUGGAUUGGUCCUGCUCCGUGCAAACGCAACCAAAAGACAGGCAUCAGCCCCUCAUCUGCUUGGUCUCAUGUCCGCCGCAUUGGGAGCUUGCUGUAGCGUUUGGCAGUAAAUAUCGGGAUAAAGUGCGAAGAACGCUCGUCAUGCGCUUACGUAGUCCUUCUUCGAUGUCAUGACGCACUGUUUGCGAUCUGCAGCACAGCGGACCUCGAUGCUGAUACGCCAGGUUUCCAUUAGACGCGCUAGCAAUUUGGUGCAAUGAAUUAUACGAU
This is a messenger RNA of Baudoinia panamericana UAMH 10762, 421 nucleotides long. RefSeq lists its product as uncharacterized. The record is from RefSeq and is a predicted model, not a curated record. The transcript has a single exon. NCBI's taxonomy places the organism in Eukaryota, Fungi, Ascomycota, Dothideomycetes, Mycosphaerellales, Teratosphaeriaceae. Bases 50 to 325 code for a protein of 91 amino acids.